AAGCCUCUAUUUCCGGCACCAUGAUUCAGCCCUCACGCUAUUACUUCUCCGUCACCCACGUGGCUUCCAACUCCAUCAUCUGGUCCGCCAACCGCAACGCAGCCAUCUCAGACUCCGACGAGCUCUCACUAACCGUCAACGGCCUCUCAGUCACAAACCAGGCUGGUAAACUACUAUGGUCAACCCCACCGUUGACUCACGAGGUUGCCGCUAUGAAACUUCUGGAAACGGGAAACCUCGUAUUGGUCGAUGCACGAAAUGUCGCGCUGUGGGAGAGUUUUGAAUUUCCCACCGACACUAUUGUCGUUGGACAGCGCAUCCGUACUGGAAAAUCAUUGCAAAGUGCUGUGUCGGAGGCAGACAUGUCGGUGGGUGAUUACCGGCUUGAGGUUACCGACGGGGAUGUAGUUCUGCAGUGGAAGGGGAUGACAUAUUGGAAGCUUUCCAUGGAUGUAAAUGCUUACAAGGACUCGAACGGGGAGGUCUCGUUCAUGGCGAUGAACGCUACCGGUUUGUAUUUGUUAGGGAGUGACGGAUCAACGGUUGUGAUUCAAGUAGUUUUGACUAAUAAUCCAUCGGGUGCUAGAAUUGGCAAGUUGGGAUCCGACGGCAGAUUUACGAUCACCAGCUUCACCGACUCUAAUUGGGUGCAAGAACUCAAGGAGCCAGUUGAUGAUUGUCGGAUUCCUUUCAUAUGCGGAGAAAUUGGAUUGUGCACGAUGGAUGGAGCUUGUACUUGCCCACCAGGAUUCCAUAAUGAAAUGAGUGGUGGUUGCGCGCCAAUGGAUACUUCUCUUUCUCUGCCUCAAGCUUGCAAUGAAUCCACAAAUGGCAGCCAAUUCAAUUCCUCUGUUUCGUAUCUGGGACUGGGCUAUGGUGUGGACUAUUUUGCCAAUGAUUUCACAGAGCCUGCGAGGCGUGGUGUCAAUUUGUCGGGUUGCCAAGAUCUAUGCUCUCAAAAUUGUUCUUGUCUCGGCAUUUUCCAUGGAAAUUCUUCUGAGGGAUCUUGUUAUCUUCUUGAAAACAAUAUAGGCUCAAUCUUUUAUACCCCCAACAGUAAUAAUGAUAGUUUGGGCCCUUUAGGGUAUAUUAAAGCCGUGGUGAACUCUUCAGGUGAAAACCCAAUUGGAGAAAACAAAAAUAAGAAACAGAGCUUCCCAAUAGCCGGUUUGGUGCUAAUACCAGCAUCCGGAUUCUUCUUAUUAACCACCAUUGUCGUCAUCGCAUUCCUUUGGUGGAGGAAAAAUAGGCUUUCAAAAGCCAGAGCUGUAAAAUUGGAUCGGCUUCACUCGUCAUCAUCUGCAGAGCUAGAGAUAUUCUACAUCCCAGGCUUACCGAGAAGAUUCAAUUAUGAAGAACUUGCAAUUGCUACUGAGAAUUGGAAGACCCAGAUUGGUAGCGGAGGCUUUGGUACUGUAUACAAAGGUACACUCUCAGACGAAAGCCUUGUGGCGGUGAAGAAGAUUAGCAGCUCGGGAGUUCAAGGGAAGAAGGAAUUUUGUACUGAGAUUGCAAUAAUUGGGAGUAUCCACCAUGUCAAUUUGGUUAGAUUGAAAGGUUUUUGCGCACGACGGGGCAAGCGCUUGCUUGUGCUUGAGUACAUGAACAGAGGCUCAUUGGAUCGCACACUCUUCGGUAAUGGAACCCCUGUUCUUGAAUGGCGAGAAAGAGUGGAAAUAGCACUUGGAACAGCAAGGGGACUUGCUUACUUGCAUGGCGGGUGUGAGCACAAGAUCAUUCACUGUGAUGUGAAGCCAGAGAAUAUUCUCUUGCAUGACGAUUUACAAGUGAAAAUCUCAGAUUUUGGGAUUUCUAAGCUGCUAAGUCCUGAACAAUCUAUUCUGUUCACCACAUUGAGAGGAACUCGAGGCUAUCUUGCGCCCGAAUGGCUAACGAGCACCGCCAUUUCUGACAAGAUUGAUGUAUACAGUUAUGGGAUGGUAUUACUAGAGAUUGUGAGGGGAAGAAGGAAUAUUAAUAGCAACGGAGAAAUAUAUUUUCCUCUAUUUGCGCUAGAAAUGCACGAGCAAAGAAAGUAUUUGGAGCUGGCAGACCCGAGAUUGGAGGGGCGGGUGAGAAGCGAAGAAGUUGAGAAGCUCGUGCGGAUUGCCUUGUGUUGUGUGCACGAAGAGCCGGCGCUGCGACUGGCGAUGGCUGGCGUUGUCGGCAUGUUGGAAGGUGGCUUGGCUUUGGGUGAGCCAAAGGUGGGGUCGCUAAACUACUUGCGGUCCUAUGGUGGGAGAUUCACAGAGAUGUCAACAAUGGAAGGGUCCAACGGGCAGAAUGAGUUUGUGUUGCUUCCUGACUCAUUGGCUUAUAUCUCUUCACAACAGGUCUCCGGUCCCCGGUAGCUAGCGCUCCAAGGCCGCCAUCUCCGAGACAGUCGUAUAGCAAUAUGAUAAAUAGCAUUUUAUCUUCAAACAAUUGUUAUUAAUUAUUCUCUUGUCAUUUUUUCUAUUCGGUAUUUGUAAAAAAAUAAAGGAAUAUCUUCACUUUAAA
Molecule: messenger RNA, 2499 nt
Organism: Corylus avellana
Lineage: Eukaryota; Viridiplantae; Streptophyta; Magnoliopsida; Fagales; Betulaceae
Product: G-type lectin S-receptor-like serine/threonine-protein kinase At5g35370
Biological process (GO): protein phosphorylation; recognition of pollen
Molecular function (GO): protein serine/threonine kinase activity; ATP binding
Source: RefSeq, a predicted model, not a curated record